Molecule: messenger RNA, 1836 nt
Organism: Alosa sapidissima (American shad)
Lineage: Eukaryota; Metazoa; Chordata; Actinopteri; Clupeiformes; Clupeidae
Gene: pex26
Product: peroxisomal biogenesis factor 26
Exons: 5
Coding region: 164-1126 (320 amino acids)
Biological process (GO): protein import into peroxisome matrix; protein import into peroxisome membrane
Cellular component (GO): peroxisomal membrane; peroxisome
Molecular function (GO): ATPase binding; protein-containing complex binding
Source: RefSeq, a predicted model, not a curated record
CUCUGGUCACGUUCAAGGAAGGAGAGUUGGUGAUGAUCACAGUAACCCAAUGUGUAGGCUAAGGUGGAGUUGAAUCAUUUACGUAGAUAUUUUCAAGAACAUUUAUUGUAGUGUAUUAGUAUGUGUGUUUGAGAAGCACAGUUUCUCAAUCGCCAAUUCAUCGAUGCACAGAGGAUUUGUUUACGCCAUGAAAAGCAAUUCAAUGACCUCAAUAGCUCCCUGCAACAGUAUGAGUUCUUUCCAUGCCGCCAGCAGCCCUCCGAUCAGCACGGGGCUACUGAAAAUUGUAGUCCAGCUGGAUGCAGCUGUCGAAUACCUGAUGGUGCAUAAAAAUUUCCAGAGUGCCUUUGACACGUGCGAGAGAGGGUUUGAGAACUUGGAAAAAGUUGCAGAAGAGGAGGAUAGCAGGUAUGGGGAUCUUAAGGCGUCUUUAUGUACAGUGGGCAUUCAAGCAUUGGCUGAACUCAACCAGUGGCGUGGUGUUCUUGGUUGGGUCCUACAGCACUUUGGCAGCGCAGAUACAAUGCCAACCAAAAUAAUGCAAAUGUGCAUUCUUCUGUACUCUAAAGUGGGUGAGCAUGCUACAAUGCAGGAAGUGGGCCAUAGCUGGCUUCACUGUCUGGACAAUACAGCCCUGUCUGGCUAUGGUACUGUGGCAGAGUUGUACCUCCUGCAUGUGUUAAUCCCACUGGGCCUGACAGCCGAGGCACAGCAGCUGGUGACUGGUGAUGUUGGCAGCGCUGCGUUUACAGCAGACCAGAGGCAGGUGGCGCUGGACUUAAUAGAGAGCCAGCAAAGUUCUCAGGAGGGACAGACACAGAGUCCAGGUCCAGAGGCCACUCCACAGAUGAUCACAGAUGAUACUAUGCCUCAUGGUUCUGUGAUCCAGAGGCUUCAUGGAAUGUUGAGGCUGCUACAAAGGGGGGUCUCAAUAGCCAGAUUAAGAUGGAAGCUUAUACCUGUGCGACGUUUUUUGCUGACAGUAUUCCUGCUCUAUUUGCUACUAGUCAGAAUGGACCCAGCUCUUCCGUCAUCUUUCCCCUGGGUCCUCAAACUGCUGCGACUGCUGAAGCAGAUGUGGUAUGCCAUGUUUGGUCCGUAUUAUCGAGCCAAUGCCGCAGUGUGAGAUCCAUCCAUGGCUCAAAGAUGAUGCACUUGAGAGGGUUUUUGAAAAAUAAGACAAUAUUUUUUAAGUGACCUGAUGGGACUGUUGUUUUAGAAAUCAGUGGGCUGGAACAGGAUCUUGGAGGUGGAAUUCUGGGUCCUUUUGUGUCUUGUCCUCUGUGAGGGUUGGAUGCUGAGGUUGUUAUAUAUGUGAAGUAUUUUGUUAGUUAUAUAGUUAUUAUAUUGAUAUUGCAAAAUAAAUGGCUUUUCUGAAAAAUGAGACAGCCUUGGUCUGAUAUCCAAAAAUAUUGAUUUGGGGUACAGCAUAUGUGUGAAUUAUGAUCACAGCUUAGAUCACACAUAAAGGUAACAUCAAAUUGCUAAUAAAGACCUGUAAUGAUUGUUUCAUUCCAUAUGUACCACCUGGUUAGCCUGAUAUCACCAGACUAACUCACUUCAUUUAGUAUCUCAGUGAGAUGAAAAUGAGCUGAGAUACAGAUGGGCGGGGUCAAGCUACCACCCAAUAACAUUCUAUUCUUCCAGUUUAAGACCUUAACUUAAAGUUGAUUCUUAAUUUUAUUUGGUCAUUGUUAAUUGGGACACAUGUGACCAAAAACAAAAACUAUUGAACAUUCGAUGAGUGUAACUAGUAAAAUUUAGGAUUUCACAGGCCAGCAAUUUUUUAUUUGAUAAACCAUGUAAUUGCAGGUGGAUUAAAAAUGUUUAGACGUU